CACCACUGAGUUUAUGUCCGAUGUGGGCAACCUGAAAUGGAUUCUCAUCGUCCCAACAACCGCCUAUCAAACGUUGUACUUGUACUUGUAAUUGUCUAUUUACCUACGUUGUUGUCGUCCGUCGUCACUAGUGAAGAAAAAGUGAAAGUGACAUUAUACUAUGAAUCUCUGUGUCCAUCAAGUGAGGAUUUCAUACUCAACUAUCUGUAUAAGAUAUUUGAUAACGGACUCAUUUCAAUCGUUGAUCUCAAGCUUAGUCCCUAUGGAAACGCUCGAAUUACUUCCGACGGGACAAUCGUCUGCCAGCAUGGUAAAUGGGAAUGUUUGCUUAAUACCGUAGAAGCUUGUGCAAUUCAAGCGUGGCCUGAUGUGAAUGACCACUUUCCUUUUGUUUAUUGUGUGGAACAACUAAAUAACGAAGGGAAGUACACCGAGUGGGAAAAAUGUUUCGACAUCUUGAAUUUGGAUCCGAAACCAGUUGCUGAUUGCUACAAUAGUGGUCUUGGACACAAGCUUGAGGUUCAAUAUGCAGAUGAAACAAAGGCCCUUGAACCUCCUCAUGAGUAUGUACCAUGGGUCGUUGUUGAUGGUCAACCACUUUAUGAAGAUUAUACAAAUUUCAUAAGCUACAUCUGUAAAGCUUACAAAGGUUCUAAUGUGCCCCAAGCUUGUGUCGGUUUAUCCCACCCGAUUACGGGCCCGAAGGACAUUGUGAAAGGCGUCAAGCAUGUAUGCUACAAGGAAGAAGAUGAUGUUAAGCCAAAGUCAACGUUGUUGGAAAUGAUCUCAUCAAUGGUAGCUUCUUGGAUGACCAAGUUGGCAUAAGAAAAUCUGUGAAAGAUUAAUGGUAUGUUUGUUUAGGAACUGUUUUCCCAGGAAGUAGUUGUUUUCUUAAAUGUAACUUUUGCACCGAUGUGGGAUGAAAUGUAAUAAUAAACUUGAUGUACGAA
This is a messenger RNA of Helianthus annuus (common sunflower), 950 nucleotides long. RefSeq names its product gamma-interferon-responsive lysosomal thiol protein-like. Gene Ontology annotation, molecular function: oxidoreductase activity, acting on a sulfur group of donors, disulfide as acceptor. Lineage: Eukaryota; Viridiplantae; Streptophyta; Magnoliopsida; Asterales; Asteraceae. The transcript is spliced from 5 exons. The record is from RefSeq and is a predicted model, not a curated record. The coding region runs from base 37 to 825 and encodes 262 amino acids.